Messenger RNA from Trypanosoma grayi, 942 nucleotides. RefSeq lists its product as hypothetical. Lineage: Eukaryota; Euglenozoa; Kinetoplastea; Trypanosomatida; Trypanosomatidae. The transcript has a single exon. The record is from RefSeq and is a predicted model, not a curated record. Bases 1 to 942 code for a protein of 313 amino acids.
AUGCCGAUGCGCGAGCGUCGCGACCCCGCCCCGCUGACCAAAAGCAAUGCAGGCACCACAGCAUCACUCUCCAUAGAAACGAAGAAGCCUUUGGUGUCGAGCGGCAGUGUGGGGAGUCCCGGCGGAGUUGCACUGCGUGAUGUGGAUGCGCGCCACACUGGGCGGGCCAUCCAGCGUACAAUCGUGGGGCCGUCCUCUUCCAAGAAGCCAAAGCCGCUGGCGACGGGCCAUCCACACCCUUUGCCGAUGCCUCCCCGAGCUCAUGCAGCCCCAACUGUGCUCCCGGAAGGGAGCUUAGCAGCGGCAGCAGCACUAGCAACAACUGCAGCCACAACAGUGGCGCGUACGAAAACGACAGUUGUGACGCGCACCUCCACGAACAAGGCCAAGCCCGUGUCACCGCCCCCGUCGGAGCCGUCAGCCUUGGACGACGCCCCUGUGGAGGCAAGCCUAGAGUAUCUGACGCGGCCGCACCGCUCAUGGGACAGCGCCGUUCGCGUCCGGGAGAUGUGGCGGCGGCGCACGCAAGAGCACUACCGCGCGGCUGCGAGCCGCAGCACCUCGACGUCCCUUGCGAGCUCCAUGCGGUCAUCCACGGCGUUCUCGGCCAGCAGUUCCAGUGUCUCCGGCUUUACUGUCCGUAGCGCACCGCCGACGGUCGGGCGGCUGCGCGCUCCGUCAUCGGGCGGCGGCGGUGGUACGCUUCGACGCGCUCGCUUCGGUGCGCUUCCGAGUCGUCCACCGGAGUCGGAGGGGCUCGCUGUGGGUGGCAGUCGACUGCCGCUGCCGUUGGCGCCGCCGUCUCGACUGAAGCCGCUGCCGCUGAGCCGCGCGUCAGUGUCGCCAGCAACAGACAGUUCGGGGCUCACACAAUCCGAUGGGCGCGGGGUGAGCGCAUCGUCGUUUGGUGAACCGCGUGUGUUUGCCUUUUCAAUGCAGUAG